This is a messenger RNA of Neltuma alba, 1829 nucleotides long. Its product is annotated as putative ubiquitin-conjugating enzyme E2 38. Gene Ontology annotation, molecular function: ubiquitin conjugating enzyme activity. Bases 262 to 1644 code for a protein of 460 amino acids. The transcript is spliced from 6 exons. The record is from RefSeq and is a predicted model, not a curated record. Lineage: Eukaryota; Viridiplantae; Streptophyta; Magnoliopsida; Fabales; Fabaceae.
UUUUGUCUUCCUUCGAAAGGAAACCGAUUACCCUUGCAAUUGCAAUAUCUGUUAGGCUGCGAAUUGAACUUUUCUCUCUCUUCCGCUAAUUGGCAAUUUCUCCGAGUCUCACACUUGACUCGAUCACUAUAAUUCCCUCGCCUCCACCCUUCUGUCCCACGCGCUUCGAUAUUGUUUUCUUUCUUGGGAGAGUGAACGUCUCUUUCUUUCUCCGUACUCGCUCUUCGGGCUCUCGUGUGUGUGGGUUUUUAUCGAUUGCUCAUGGAUCUUGAGAUGGGUGACGGCGUCCCUGAAAAUCCUGUAAAAUCAGGGACGGCGAAGAGACGCAAACAAGAAGAGGAUGCUUCUACAAGUGAUCACGGAAAUUCCGUGACUGUGGGAGAAUCAUCAGGAAGUGGUGAUGUCUCCAAGAGUUCCAUGUCUUCAAAUAAUGCUAAUAGUCCCAAUUCUGAUUUUUCAUAUCAAGAUGAAAAUGAUGAAAUGAAUGAUGAUGAUGAUGAUGUGGAUGGUGUGGAUGAGGAUGACUAUGACUUUUAUGACAACGAUGAUUUUAUAUAUGAAGAUGACUACACGAGUAUGCAGGAUCAGUUUGACCACGUGGAUUUACCUUCUGGGGUAGAGGCACCACUGCCAUGGUUGAAGGAUUUUGAUAUAAAUGUAUCCAAGCAGGACGUUACUUUGGGCCAUGCAGAGUCCAGUUCCAAGGGUAAAGGAAAAGAAACUGAAGAUGCCGUCAUCCAAGAGUCCCAGCAAUUUAAGCAAUUUGACGUUAUUGAGUCUUUUCAGGAUCACUUCUAUGAUAAACAGGGCUCUUCAGAGCAGCAGCGAUCAAAGAAUUGGGCAAAAAAAAUCCAGGAGGAGUGGAAAAUUUUGGAGGAAAACUUGCCAGAAACAAUUUUUGUGCGAGUUUGUGAAUCAAGGAUGGAGCUUCUAAGGGCUGUCAUUAUUGGACCUUCUGGCACUCCAUACCAUGAUGGGCUUUUCUUUUUUGAUUGCCUCUUCCCUUCAUCUUAUCCUGCAGGUCCACCAAAGGUGCACUACCACUCAGGUGGCCUAAGGAUAAAUCCAAAUUUAUAUCAAUGUGGAAAAGUCUGCCUUAGUCUUUUGGGCACUUGGCAUGGCAAGGGUACUGAAAACUGGGUUCCAGAGAAAUCAACUAUGCUUCAAGUUCUGGUUUCUAUACAAGCUCUGAUUUUAAAUGAGAAGCCCUUCUUUAAUGAGCCCGGCUACUCAUCAACCUUUGUUGGUUCAGUGGGGGAGAGAAAAUCCAAGGAGUACAAUGAGAAUACAUUCAUCUUGUCUUUGAAGACAAUGAUGUAUAUGCUGCGAAAACCGCCAAAGCACUUCGAGGAGUUGGUUGUUGGGCACUUUCGAAACCGAGCUGUUAACAUACUGACGGCAUGUAAGUCAUAUGUGGAGGGCAACGCAGUUGGCUCGGUUGUACAUAAUUUUGAUCCGAGUAUAAAAGGUUCGACAGACGAUAACAAAAGUGAAUUCCAGUCAGCAGUGAGUAGGAUGAUGAACACACUUAUUGCAUUUUUCACUAAAAAUGGCUCUACAGACUGUGAAGAGUUCCGAAUUCAUGAGAUUUAUGAUUCCACAGCUCAGGUUCCGACAAAUCUAGAUUCUCUAACCAAGAAAUGAUUCUUGUUAGUGUUAGUAACUCUAAUUAAAGGAAUUGACAUGUUAGCAUAGUUUCUGAAAAUAUCCUUCGGUUUUUGAAGGAUGGUUUCUGGAUAUUUUCUUUUUGUAAAGAUCUGACAGUUUACUAUCUUGCCAAACAAGAGUAAAUUUACAUCAAUGAUUCUAGUUGCAUUUAGAUUUGCCAA